AUGAAACCAAUGCCUGGAACAAAUUACACUUUGGUGACCAACUUCAUUCUUUUUGGACUCACAGAACACCUGGAAAUGCGACAAUUGCUCUUUGCAACGUUUUUAAUCAUCUAUAUUGCCACUCUGCUCGGGAAUCUUGGGAUGAUUUUAUUAAUUUGGGUUGUUCCCCAGUUGCAUACCCCCAUGUACUUCUUUAUUAGCAGCCUAUCCUUUUUAGAUGCCUGUUACUCCACUACCAUCACACCUAUAAUGCUGGUGACCUUUUUAGUGGAUAGGAAAACCAUAUCUUAUGCUUCCUGUAUCACACAAUAUUGUUUCUUCGCAAUAUUUGCCACAACUGAGUUCUUCCUAUUGGCUGCUAUGGCAUAUGAUCGCUAUGUGGCCAUCUGCAACCCUUUGCUCUACACUUCAGUGAUGACUAAGAGGCUUUGUAUCAGAUUGAUAGUUGGCUCAUAUCUAUGGGGAGUUGUGAACUCUAUGAUUCAAACUUGUGGUUUGUUAAGAUUGUCCUUUUGUGGCUCCAGCAGCAUCAAUCACUUUUUCUGUGAUGUCACCCAGCUUCUGAAACUGGCUUGCAAUGACGUAUCUAUGAAUGAGAUGCUGAUAUUCACUUUUGGCAGUUUGUUUGAGAUGAGCACCUUGCUGAUCAUUAUUACUUCUUAUAUAUUCAUUAUUACUGCAGUUCUGAGGAUUCACUCCACAGAAGGGAGGCAUAAAGCAUUUUCUACCUGUACAUCCCAUCUCACAGCAGUGGCCAUAUAUCAUGGAACUAUUCUUUUCAUGUACUUCCGGCCCACUUCUAGCUAUUCCCUUGACACUGACAAAACAGCAUCUGUGUUUUACACAGUAAUAAUACCCCUGUUGAAUCCAUUGAUCUACAGCCUGAGGAAUAAGGAUGUAAAAUAUGCCAUGAAAAAAGUCAUUAGCUAA
This is a messenger RNA of Notechis scutatus (mainland tiger snake), 930 nucleotides long. RefSeq names its product olfactory receptor 5J3-like. Lineage: Eukaryota; Metazoa; Chordata; Lepidosauria; Squamata; Elapidae. The record is from RefSeq and is a predicted model, not a curated record. Gene Ontology annotation, biological process: G protein-coupled receptor signaling pathway. Gene Ontology annotation, molecular function: olfactory receptor activity; G protein-coupled receptor activity. Gene Ontology annotation, cellular component: membrane.